Molecule: messenger RNA, 6625 nt
Organism: Opisthorchis viverrini
Lineage: Eukaryota; Metazoa; Platyhelminthes; Trematoda; Opisthorchiida; Opisthorchiidae
Exons: 43
Coding region: 1-6459 (2152 amino acids)
Cellular component (GO): myosin complex; cytoskeleton
Molecular function (GO): ATP binding; protein binding; cytoskeletal motor activity
Source: RefSeq, a predicted model, not a curated record
AUGGUUCACUACUUCAACCGUCCGAUAUCUACGGUUCCUCCGCACCUGUAUGGUUUGGCAGAGAUGGUAUACCAGGCAGCAGUACAUGGAGAUAAUGAUCAAGUUGUGGUCAUAAGUGGUGAAUCCGGAUCCGGAAAAACGGAAGCAUUCAAAAGAAUCACGCGUUAUCUGGCAGCUGCAAGCGAAUCUCGGGGAACUGCACUCAGUUCCAUAGCCAAGCGCGUUUUAGAGAGCACACCUUUGCUAGAAAGCUUUGGCAAUGCAACUACCUUACGAAAUGACAAUUCGUCACGCUUCGGCAAAUAUGUGGAGAUAUUUUUCGCAGACUCAAUUAUCAUUGGAGCAAAAACUACCAAUUUUCUUCUAGAAACCUGUCGCGUUGUCCGUCAGAGCUCAAAUGACGAGCAUCAGACGUCUGAAGGAACCAAAGCGACCUACACGUCACAUUCAGAUCUUGAUGGACUUUCAAUACUGCUCGACGCUUGGCACACGCUUGGAUUGCCCAGAGAAGAAAUAAACCUGUGUCUUCGAGUUAUUUCAGCCAUAUUGCACCUUGGAAAUUUGAAAUUCAAAGAAAGUUACGAUGGAGACAAGUGCACAAUAGCAAAUCCCAAAGUGGCAGAAAUUGCAGCCUUCGAACUGGGAGUUGAGCCUCAGCAGUUGACAAAAGUUAUCACAAUGAAGCUGACGCAAACAAUGCGAGAAAGCCUGUGGAGUCCAGUUCGGGAGAGUCAAGCCAAAGUCAAUCGGGACUCGAUAGCCAAGCAAAUCUACUCCGAGCUAUUCGAUCGGCUGGUAGCCAUGCUCAAUGAUCGAUUAUCCCCGCCGGACAUGAGCGAGAUCCACACGACCAAGGGUGGUGUGCACACUAUUGCCCUUCUGGAUAUCUACGGAUUUGAAAAUCUGCCAUACAACUCGCUGGAGCAGCUAUGUAUCAAUUAUACAAACGAAAAUUUGCAAAAAUUCUUCAACCACUACAUUUUUGAAUUGGAGCAACAAGAAUACGUCAAAGAAGGAAUCGAUUGGCAAUUUAUCGCCUUCCCAGAUAAUCAGCCAAUCAUAAACCUGAUAUCAGGAAGGCCGAACGGCAUUUUCCAUAUUUGCAACGACGAAGCCAGUUUGGCAGCGGGUACGGACAGAUCUUUCCUUCAACGCUGUCAACGGGAACACCGUGACCAUCCGAACUUUUCGGUGCCGAAAUUGAGUUCCGAUGACAGUUUUGCGGUUGUACACUUUGCAGGAGAAAUAACCUACAAAAUCACGGGUUUCGUGGAUAAGAACCGAGAGCAGAUGAGAAGCGAAGUGUUGAAUCUUCUCAUUGAAAGCACGGAGCCAGUGGUGGCCAGCAUGUUUCAGAAUGUCUACUCGCGUCGGAGCAACCUGUCAGUGCCUGGACCUCGUCUGAAAACACCCAUGGUAUUGGCUACCUUCAACACAUCUUUACAAAACUUGAUGGAAAAAAUGAAAGAGUGUCAGCCACAAUUCGUCCGCUGCAUCAAACCCAACAUGGAGAAAAAACCGAUGACGCUCGAAGACGCUAUCGUCUUCGACCAGCUACGGUAUACAGGGGUGCUGGAGGCCACCCGCAUUCGAAAGUCUGGGUUCCCAGUUCGCCCAAAUUACAACGCAUUUAUACAGAAUUAUGGCUUUCUACUUCCGAAAACAGAGCAUCAGUACUUACGAAAAUUGAGUAAUCCCAUGGAAGCAACUCGCUACCUAAUGAAUCGUCUGAACUUGGGUAUUGGAAUUAACGGAGCUCCCACGAAAGGAAUCGACUUCGAGCUAGGAAGAACCAAACUGUUUAUGCGUAACCAAUUGGCUGCGAACCUUGAUGCCGUGGUUUCACUAGUUCAGGCCCGAUCCGCUCGGAUAAUUCAAAACGCGUGGCGUCGUCGAGGAGACGGGUUGUAUGAACGAGCACGAGAAAAUGCUUGCAAAGUUAUUCAGGCUUACUACCGGGGCUAUCGUGCCAGACGCCAGAACCCCGCGGUGUUCAAUUACGUCAGCAAUCGAGUUGAGGAUUUGGAAACAAGCGAACCACCCAAGCCAUUGAAUGACCUUGAAAUUGCUCGACUGGAUCUCCCAGGUGACUUGGUAUAUAUUCUCGAAGAAAGAGGCGAUGCUGAUAUAAUCAUCUGUUUUCAGACAAAUAUCGGCUACACACUGGCUCCUCUACAAAGGCCGCUUCUGCUAGCGCAUGCAACAGAACCUCAAAGAGCUGCCUGUGUUGCUGCGUCCAAACUGCUUCUUCGACUCGUACACUUGCCGGAGCAACCAAUCAUGGAACAAUAUCUGACUGGCAGCUAUCUGUAUCAGUUGCUUCUUCGACUCGUACACUUGCCGGAGCAACCAAUCAUGGAACAAUAUCUGACUGGCAGCUAUCUGUAUCAGUUGACAGGAAUUGUGGGUAAUGUGCGGUAUCUGUUGCCUUGCGAUUACACUUCUCCCAUUAACUUCCACUUGUUCACUUUUUUCCGUCAGGCACUGACUCACAAAUCUCUGCACAAAGAAAUUUUAGCCCAGAUGCUUAGUCAGUCCAUCAACUGGCCGUACGAUUGGGGAACUCUGCAGGACUCAGACAAAGAGGAUGAAGUUUGUCUGUUCGAAAACUUGGAGAAUCGUCAUCAAGGAACAUACUCAAUCGUCGAUGGGACGCUGAACGCUAUGGUUAGCAACACAAGCCAUAUAUAUGUGAAUGACCUGAAACGGAGAGCUUAUCGUCGUCUUUGGAUGCACAUUGCUGGGAUUCUGACUUGUGGACGUCUAUCUAGCACACUGAAACCAAUAAUUGUUCGGUUCCUGAGGCAACACGGUCCGCCCAGAUCUGUACCGCUUUGUGAGGAUCGUCUGGUCCUCGCACCAUCUGUGCCGCGUCUCUAUCCACCCUGUCUUCUGGAGUGGCGCGUGAACUAUACGGGGACUAACAUGGGCAUUAGUCUUACUUUUCCGGAUGGUCUUGUAUCCACCAUACAUGUAGGCUCCUUCACCAAAGCGGAAACUCUUGCCGGAGUAGCAAUGGCAUUGAGCAUCCCAGUCCAGGAGUCUUGGCGGCCCCCAUCUAGUAAUGGAUUCGCUCGAGGCAUUCCACGCAUGAACUUGGAUCCGGCUACGUUGGCCAAUGCUAUCCACGGAAUGGAAGAUACGCCUUCAUUAGAAGGACCUAAAACAUCUUCAACCCGGUCAGCUACACCGCAUUCAGUCAGUAGCUGGAAUAAGGCGGUACGAAAUAUGGCACUCAAACGUUUCAAUAGCGUAUCAAAAUCCGCCUCUUGUCUCCGCCGAGCAAGUAAUCGUAAGGAACGCCAAUGGCGAAUGGAAGGUGGAUCACUUCCAAGGUCUCGAUCGCCCGAAGAAAUUGCCGCAAGUGGAAGGAUUGCACGUGAUCCAGUUGAAUCAGGGUCCCCACAAGAUUUUGGGGGUACAAGGAAAUCAUCGUCUGCUGUGCCACACGGAAUGAGAUAUUUUACAUACGAACACAAUGACUGGAUAAUACGUGUGCGCAAAGAGGCAUGUUUCAUCCUUAUCCAUUCUCAAUUCCUUUCCCCUGCCAAGUUUAUCACACCGUGUGAGCGCAUCCGAACAACAAUUGUCUUAAACAUGGUGUUCGCCCAGAUCAUCACGGAUCUCUUCAAUCCCAUCAACCAACGGCUACGGCAGCACGAAAGGAAAGCAGUGAUGGAGAUGAUCGGCAACCGAUUAUGUUCUUCUGUUGUGGAAUACGUAAACCAAACCCCACUGGAGAUAAAGAAGAACGUUGUGAUUGCCUCCCUCAAUUUCCCUCUGUAUUUUGGCCGGUUUUUUCCUGUUGUGGUUUUGGGCGGUCCCAUCUCCGCUUCUCAGUGUCACUGGUUGGUACUCAGCCACCAUGGUGUGCGUUUGGUCUAUCAGUGCUCAGAUUCUCGUGAUUUCGAUAUUCAAGCCAGUGUGACCCUGGGGGAGAUAAAGAAGGUUGAAACAAGUCGAAUGGCGACCAUGUUAGGAUGGCGAACGGGAGAUACAACACAGGACGAAAAAACUGCUGGUUUAGCCAUUCACCUAAAAUUUCCCUCUCAAAGGGAAACAUCACUCAAGAAUUUGAGUAAUCUGCUCAUUUUGACGAGCACAGAAAAAGAAUAUCGAAUCUAUACGGAUAUGGUGAAUAAUUUUAGUAACAUGAAAAAAAGUUUGGAACUGAUUCAGGAGAUAUUCCUUCAGCGCUCAGCAAUGGCAAAGCAUGCACUGGACACGGAACACAAAAUAGAUUUAGAAAAUGUUGAGGUUCCGGGGCGAGGACUACGAUCCAUGCUACAGAGACUGAUGGCCGAAGCGGUGGAAAUCGCCGAGCAGCCUAGUGACAAUAGAGCGGAUAAAAUUUCAGAUCUGAUUAAAUCAUUCGUGAAAGAAUACGAAGAAGAGAUGAAACGUCUGAAAGAAGCGGCUGAGAAGCGAGAGUUGCGCACAGCACUUGGGGGAAGAACAUCCUCCUUGUUGUCCGACGGAGGCUUGACAAGAUGCACCCCAGAAGUCGGGUUCCGGUAUGCAUGCAGCCCUCCUCUUUUGACGGCAGCUUUCGGUCCUAGGGAAACCCCUACACCAACACUAACAAGCCCACAAAGCCCCUUGAAGUGCAAUCCACCGUUCCCACAUAAACCUCCUGUGGCCCCCACAAGACCGACGGCAAAUUCGACUCCAGACCAUAAACUCAGACAGCUAAAUAUAGGUCGGCGUAGAAAGUCCCUAACAGUGUCAGGUGAAUCAGUCUCACCAGAUUACCAACGCGUGGCAGACAGUCGGAAGCGGGUACAAAGUGUACCAGCAGCAAGAUCCCCGAAAGGGACCACAAUUAGCUCCAGAUUAACUCCUCCCAUCCGUCACGCACCAGAACCCAGCAACGAAGAGCAUCCAUUAAUCCCGUUUGCUGAGGAGAAUUUCGCAAACAAGAGUAACCUCUUGGACCAACUAAGUUGGCAGCCAACUACGGAAUCUUUUCAGCCUAUGCUACCGCAUCAAAAUGCUUUGGAUUCUGUCGAAGCCAAGAAAACUUUCUCAUAUAUCCUACAAUUUUGCGGGGAGGAAAAAUCUACCUCCCCGUCUUACAGAAUAUUCAGGAGUCUUGUGGAACUGGUGUCCAAGCAUCCAGGGCUCAGCAAUGAGACUUACUGCCAGCUGGUAAAGCAGACAUACCGAAACAGGAGCAACGUACCAAACGGCCAAGCAUCUCCCUGGCUUCUGUGGGCGCUCGUCUCCAUUUUUGUUCCAACGUCAGAUACAAUCAGGCCAUAUUUAGUCUCAUACGUGAACAGUGUACCUAGGCGGGAUAAUCUCUUGGUUAACGCGGCACAAGAAACGUUAAGUCGAUCUAUGACUCUUGUCGCUAAACUUGGUCCACGGAAAAAACUCCCUCCUGAUAACGUUCUGUCAGCUUUAACGUCCGGGGCACUGUUUCACCAGCAAGAGGUCAACCUGCCCAACGAUGCCGGAUUUUUGGCAACAGUGGGACAAUUGUCUCUGGUUUGUGACGUUAUUCGUGGUUUAGUGGAACAGUUUGAUAUUCAGACCGCUAACUACGCCCGGGACUUUGCCCUUUUUAUCGCGCCAAAAGUGAGCAGUGGAAAAAUGAAUGAAGGCUAUCUGUUGAUUCCCCUCAACUAUGAUGAAUACUUGCUCGACUCCCCCGUGUACUACGAGGAUUUCGGCCUGUUCUUCCGGCGAAUCUCAUGGACCGUUCCCGUCGAUUACUGUAGGUUGCCGCAGCCAAUGCUGAUAUAUUUAUUCGAACAGGUUGCCGAAGACUAUCUUUGUGGACAGUGGAUUUCAGGGGAGCUGAAUUCGAACCCAAACGAUUCGGUGGAGGAAUGUGCACGCGUCUCAGCAUUGUUGUGGUACGGACGAGGUGGAUCUGAGUCAAUUCAGCGAUUUUAUUUUGGCGAGCAAAAGAUUUUUGCCGACUCAGCAGCUUUGUUGUGUAAUGUCUUGUUCCUCCAUAGUGCGGAAGCUCUCAGUCUCCGUCCGGAAAGACUUCACGUUGCUGACGAACAAUGGUUGAGGGCGGUAAAACGUUUCCUUCUUCAGGAAGCAAAAAGUUCUCUAUUGGAUGCUCAGGCAGCAUUUUUGCAGGCACUGGAAAAAUGGCCUUUGUUUGGCGCUACUGUUUUCUCGGCAGAGUCCAAAUGCCCACUGACCAGUUCACCCAAUAAAAAGGAUGGCAGCUCCAGGGUGUGGGUUGCUGUCACUCGGUUCGGUGUGCAGUUUCUAGACUAUCACACUCGUCAGUCCAUCAGCUCGUAUCGGUUCGAGGAAGUGGCUAGCACCAGAGUGAACUACAUGGUUGAACAUGCUGAAUGCACAGAAGGUACUGUAACCCUGACAACCAUCAAAGGAAUUAACCUGGUGCUUCAGCUAAAACAGGCAAAGAUGUUCGUAUUUGUCCUCAAUCAAUACCAGCGAGUGCUUUCUGCCGAUUUACUUGCUUCAGAAUGAUGGGAUAUCUACUUGAGAAACGACUUCCUGGCGUUGUCCUACUGGCACUUCAAGAGUGAUUGUUUUUCGUCAAAUGAAGAUAUAAUACUCGAAAAAAGUCACGCCCUUCUUGUUCUUCAUAACUGACUGAACUUACCCUGCCAUUCCAAAUGCGAAAAGCCAUAUA